This is a messenger RNA of Eimeria maxima, 540 nucleotides long. RefSeq lists its product as hypothetical. The transcript has a single exon. The record is from RefSeq and is a predicted model, not a curated record. The coding region runs from base 1 to 540 and encodes 179 amino acids. NCBI's taxonomy places the organism in Eukaryota, Apicomplexa, Conoidasida, Eucoccidiorida, Eimeriidae.
AUGAGGAAUCCCAUUGAAAACAGUCACCUUCUCACUUCUAAGCUGAGCAACCCGUGCGCUGGCCUCCCUGCACGAUACGCAGCUGUAAUGGAGAGCGAUCGCCGAUACACCGCAUUUCCUACUGCAUCUGUUAAUGGUAAGGUGCCUUUCUCAGUUGAGGGAGAGCUGCCUUCAAGGAGCCGCUGCAGGCAGCAGCAGUAUCCCUGUGAUGGUUGCGUGCGCGGAUCAGAUGGUCGUCAACUUCUGGAGCCUCCAUCUCCUGUUCCAGGGAGAUCACCAUCACACUCUUCCUCUAGAACACGAUCGCUUUCUGUAUCGCCUCCUCUUGAACGGUGUCACCACAGAGCAGGCCGCAGGCUGAGGGCAGUAGGCGAAGGCAGCCACGGGGCGAGAGCUCGCUCUUUCUCUGCACAGCCUGGCGCACGCCGCCAUCACUGCAAGACGCUCGCCCAUCAAGGAGUUCACCAGGAUGCUGCUACUGCUUCUAUUGAGCAGAUAGCACGUGAGAAGAACCAAAAAACAAACGAGAAGAGGAAGUAG